AGACGUGACGUCACUAACCAGAAAAGCCGACAGCGACAACCUCGCAUCAAAAACAGGCAGCUAAGUUGUGCUAGCUAGCCCCCCUAUCUAACGGCAGACAGUUGGCCCACAGCUGGCUGAUCGUCACUUCAACUUUUGAGAAACAAGUUUAACAACAACACGAGCUGGUGAGCGCGGUGAGGCAGGCCAACUUCCCCCCUCCCCAGAAGUCAUGGCGUGUGGAGCCACUUUGAAGAGGACCAUGGAUUUCGAUCCGCUCAUGAGUCCUACAUCCCCCAAAAGACGAAGAUGCAUCCCCGUGUCCCCGUCAUCCUCAUCCCCUAGGAAAUAUCUCAGCAUGGAGCCUUCGCCAUUCGGGGAGUCUUCAUCAAGACUUAGUGCAGAACAAAUCCUCAACAGCAUCAAACAGGAGUACAAACGCAUUCAAAAGAGAAAGCAUCUAGAUGGAGGCUACCAACAGUCAGAGUGCUGCUAUUCGCCAGAAUCCCCAUCCCAGUCGUCUACUAUGAAUGCUUCCAGCAUGGCAGGAACAUCCUCUGGAGGCGUCUCUCCAUCUAGAAAAGAACAGCCAUUAUUCACCCUCAGACAAGUUGGAAUGAUCUGCGAACGCCUGCUGAAAGAAAGGGAAGAGAAGGUUCGGGAGGAAUACGAGGAGACCAUGACUUCAAAGUUGGCCGAACAAUAUGACACCUUUGUGAAGUUCACACACGAUCAGUUAAUGCGACGAUUUGGGGAGCAACCUGCAAGCUAUGUUUCCUGAGUGUGGCACAGAAUUUUUGCAAGACGGCCUUCCCACGCUGCAAGCUAUCACGUGAUAUCUCGAGGAAGAGAAGCGAAAAAAAACUCAUCAUUGUAAGAGAUUAACUUUAGCUAGUUUAAAGGAAACUUUUCUUACUGUGCCAUAUAUCUGUCUUUGGGCAAAGGUUUAUAUGAAGCUGUUGUCAGUUGUUACCACUCUGUUGUAAGCAACUAGGUGCUUCCUCAUGUAAAUGGACCCUAUUUCUACCAGUGGCCUACGUUCCUCCAGCUGUACGUGUAUCUACAGUUAUCUCACUUUUGUAAUGAUUCCCAGCAUUCCAGGCUUUGUCACUUGUUUCUGUUUUGUUACAUGUAAAUACAAUAAAGCAGGCAUUGAGUUUUACACAAGGUUGGCAGGUCGGUCUGAAAGAAUGUGGAAGAAACGCAAGUUUGAACAGAAAGAGUAUGUUUGCUGUUUGUUCACUGCUUUUUAAACUGAGCAUAAAGUGGGCUAAUUUGCUCCCACCCCCUCCCACCACCAGUGUUUUAUUUAUUGAGUUUUGUUCUGCUGGUAUCACUUUGAAACCAAUGUACUUAUUAAAAACAAUAAACAUCUUUUAAGAGUUGAAAA
Messenger RNA from Neolamprologus brichardi, 1369 nucleotides. RefSeq names its product akirin-2-like. Gene Ontology annotation, cellular component: nucleus; chromatin. NCBI's taxonomy places the organism in Eukaryota, Metazoa, Chordata, Actinopteri, Cichliformes, Cichlidae. Gene Ontology annotation, molecular function: transcription coregulator activity. Gene Ontology annotation, biological process: positive regulation of transcription by RNA polymerase II; positive regulation of innate immune response. The record is from RefSeq and is a predicted model, not a curated record.